AUUCUGCAUUUGGUUUCAGCUUUGAGUGUAGUGGCUGUUCUCACGGCUGCGAAGAAUGACGUCAAGAGGUGCUGGGACAGCCUUUGUCCGGAAGAACUACAGGCUGAGUACUGAGCUGGAAAAGCCUAAGGUUACAGGAAUAGUGAAUAGCAAACUGCUGAAUACCUAUCUGCAUCGUGUCUUUCCCAGUGCUGAUGGGAACCUGCCAGCAGCAGCUUACAGAAAACCCCUGACGUUCCAGAACCUGCAGGAGCACCUUGAUCGUUUGCUAGCAGAGGACAGUGGUUCUGAUGACAGUGGAGAUCAGAUGAUAGAUGGGCGCCUUGGGCCUCCUACUGUGGUGUUGGACCACACAAGUGGUUUUGAAGGGCUCCUGCUGGUUGAUGAUGAUCUUCUUGGGGUGAUUGGCCACAGUAACUUUGGCUCCAUCAGGGCCACAACCUGUGUGUUUAAAGGGAAAUGGAUCUACGAGGUGCUCAUUUCCUCCCAAGGCCUCAUGCAGAUUGGCUGGUGCACGCUCAACUGCAGGUUUAAUCAGGAGGAGGGGGUCGGAGACACUCCAGACUCAUAUGCAUAUGAUGGAAACAGAGUACGCAAAUGGAAUGUAACUACCACCAACUAUGGCAAAUCCUGGGCAGCAGGAGACAUUGUCACCUGUUUGAUUAACCUGGAUGAAGGGACCAUUGCUUUCUGCCUGAAUGGUACAUCUCUGGGGACAGCUUUUGAUAACAUCACCAGAGGAGCUGGUAUGGCUUACUUCCCUGCAAUCAGCCUCUCAUUCAAGGAAUCUGUUGCUUUUAACUUUGGCAGCCGUCCACUCCGUUAUCCAGUGGAGAGUUAUCGCCCCCUACAGGACCCGCCUUGCACAGACCUGGUAAAGGCGCACAAGCUGUUGGGCUACCUGAAGAACGUUAUUCGCUUUGGGAUAGAUGUGGCGGAGGGGAAGCUGGUGGAGAAAGAUAUUUCGACAUGGCAGCUGCAGGGAGAGCCCACAGUGCUGAUUACCCUUGCACACAUCUUUAACCACUUUGCCCCUCUCAUGUGCAAAGUGUAUCUGGUGGAAGAUGUGCUCAUGAACUUCCUGCUGAGUAUCUUGGAGCAGGGUGGGGCAGUAGAAGCACAUCCUCUCAUCCAACAAUUACUGGAUCUCAUGUGGCUUCUUAUGGAGGAGUAUGAAGUGCAUGAAUGCCUCAAGCAACUGCUGAUGUCCCUGUUGCGGGCAUACAGGUUCUCUCCCAUUGUCCCAGACCUAGGCUUACAGAUUCACUAUCUCCGUCUCACCAUUGCAGUUCUGAAGCAUGAGAAAUCUAGGAAAUAUCUGCUCAACAAUGUCCUCUUUGAUGUGCUUCGUUCUGUUGUGUUCUUCUACAUUAAGAGCCCCCUGCGUGUGGAAGAAGCUGGUCUGCAGGAGCUCAUUCCUACCACCUGGUGGCCAAACCGCUUCACCAAAGAGGGUAAGGAAAGCAAGGAGGUGAAGGAAGAGAGUGCUGAGGAGAGGCUGAGACGGCGUGCGUAUGAGAGAGGUUGCCAGCGGCUCAAGAAACGCAUUGAAGUGGUGGAGGAACUCCAGGUUCAAAUACUGAAGCUGCUGCUGAACAACAAAGAUAGAGGAGGGGGAGAAGCCUCCAGAUAUAUCUUUCUUAACAAGUUCCGCAAGUUCCUUCAGGAAAAUGCCAGCAACCGAGGGAAUCUGACUGUGCUCUGCCCACCAGAAUAUAUGGUAUGCUUCCUACACCGGCUCAUCUUGGCCUUGCGCUUCUACUGGGAUGACCACAAGGCAAAGACCCCUGCAGCCUUAAACAGUGAAGAGGCAUAUGUUCCUCCUCAGCUUUUUUAUAAUGGCAAAGUGGAUUACUUUGACCUUCAGCGACUUGGGGGCCUCCUGUCUCAUCUCAAGAAGACCUUGAAAGAUGACCUGGCAGCAAAGGCCAAUAUCUUGAUUGAUCCUGCGGAGCUGCAGGCUGUAACUAUGGAUGAUCUUGAUGAAGAUGAAGAAUCAGCAGUGUCAAUGAUGCAGUCUCAGCGCCCAGCUGCUGCGCUGGCCGUCGGGGGUGCCCUGGCGAGGCCCAGCUGGCUCAGCUCACCCACACUGGGUCGUGCCAACCGCUUCCUCAGUACAGCAGCUGUCAGCCUUAUGAAUCCACGGCGGCCCCUGGGCUCUCUGGAGAAGAUUAAAGUCCGUACACUGAGUGUAGAGCAGAGAACGGAGGAUGAUAUUGAAGGCAGCCAUGGAAAUGAAGGUCUGUUACUGGGCAGACCCCCUGAGGAGCCAGAGAACCCUGUCACUGAGAACUCCCUUCUGGAAAUUCUGGAUGGAAUAGUGAUGAUGUAUAACCUCAGUGUCCACCAGCAGCUUGGUAAGAUGGUGGGUGUGUCAGAUGAUGUGAAUGAAUAUGCUAUGGCACUGAAAGACACGGAGGAGAAGAUCAGUCGCUGUCCAAAGAGGAGGAGGGAUAUCCAUGAAGAGCUGCUGAAAAGUCAAAAGGUUUUCUCAGAGAAACUGAACCACCUGAGCCGUCGCCUAGCCUGGAUCAACGUCACCAUCUAUUCCAAGGAGAAGAUGCAGGAUAUAUACUGGCUACUUCGUGUGUGCAUCCGCACCAUCGAGCAUGGUGACAGGACAGGCUCACUUUUUGCCUUCAUGCCAGAAUUCUACCUGAGUGUGGCUAUGAAUAGCUACAGUGCACUGAAAAACUACUUCAGCCCUGUCAACAGCAUGGAGGAGCUCCCAGGCUAUGAAGAGACUCUUACACGCCUUGCUGCCAUUUUGGCCAAGCACUUUGCUGACUCAAGGAUCGUGGGCACGGACAUCCGAGACUCAUUGAUGCAAGCACUGGCCAGUUAUGUGUGCUACCCCCACUCGCUGCGGGCUGUGGAGAGGAUUCCAGAGGAACAGCGAAUAUCCAUGAUGAAAAACCUGCUGGCCCCAUAUGAGCAACGGCCUUGGGCACAGACCAACUGGAUUCUUGUGCGGCUCUGGCGGGGCUGUGGCUUUGGGUACAGAUACACACGGCUCCCUCACCUGCUGAAAACCAAGCCUGAAGAUGCCAACCUCCCUAGCUUGCAGAAACCAUGUCCCUCCAUCCUACUGCAGAGGCAUAUGGCAGAUCUACUGCGUAGUGACCGUAAUUUGGCACCCAGCUUCCUCAACAGUGUCCUUAACCAGCUUAACUGGGCUUUCUCUGAAUUCAUUGGGAUGAUUCAGGAGAUCCAACAGGCAGCAGAACGCCUGGAGAGGAACUUUGUGGACAGCCGCCAGCUGAAGGUGUGCGCAACAUGCUUUGACCUUUCUGUGAGCUUACUCAGGGUAUUGGAAAUGACUGUCACAUUGGCCUCUGAGAUUUUCCUUGAUUGGAGCCGUCCCUCAUCAGAGCUGCUACUCAGGAGGCUUGCACAGCUGUUAAAUCAGGUACUGAAUCGCGUGACAGCUGAGCGGAACCUGUUUGACAGAGUGGUCAAUCUCCGGCUGCCAGGGUUAGAGAGUGUGGAUCACUAUCCAAUCCUUGUGGCGGUGACAGGGAUCCUGGUUCGACUCCUUGUGGACACUGACAUCCAAGGGGCUGAGCGGGCGACGGCUGUGCUUCUGGCAGACCCCUGCUUCCAGCUGCGCUCCAUCCAAUACUUGCUUGGCCAUGCAGAGCCAUCAGUACUGGCAGCUGCACCAUCCUCAGCAGACAAGAGACAUUUCUCCCUGCACAACUACACAGACUACAUCAGCCCAGAGGAACUGGCCAAGGUGGAUCAGAUGCUGAACCACCUAAAUGAAGAGUCCAAGCAGGCAGCUGCUGCCAUACUGCCUACCAGUGAAGAGGAUCUGUGUCCUAUCUGCUAUGCACACCCCAUCUCUGCUGUCUUCAGGCCAUGUACCCACAAAUCCUGCAAAGCCUGCAUUAACCAGCACCUGAUGAACAACAAGGACUGCUUCUUUUGCAAGGCCACCAUCACAGGUGUAGACGACUUCACUAAACCAGCCAGCUCCUAGCAUGUGGCUCUGCUGCAGGGCCUGCCAGAUCCUCGGGGGCCCUUUCACUUCACUUAACCGAAGGGCUCAACUGCCCAGCUUUGGUUUAUUUAUAAGCUCUAAUGUUGCCAAGGGGCUACUGUACCCAGGCCCAGUCACUGCCCUGUGCCUAGCACAGUGCCUGCUUUCCUUCUCCUGCUAGUAGGCUCUUUACAGAGGUGGGACUGUGAGCCAGGUCUAUGGCUUCCAGCUUCCUCUGGUAGUCUAAUCAGAAAUAAGGGCCUCCCUCCUCAGGAUGCCUGUUCUAUAAAGCAAGAGCUCUAGCCACCCCAGGGGCUAGGUCUAAACUAGGCAGGGUUAAUCCCAAUUCAACCUCCAAAGGCUGGAGUCUGGUUUCCUCCUGCUUCUCCAGCCAUCUGUCCUGCUGCCAUUACCAUUUGUAGGUGAAAUUGCCUGUUUGAGUUGGUAGAUCUUAAAUGCUAGCAGGUAACUCCAGGUAGCAAACAUGCCAAGGCAAUGGCAUCUGGGCAAAGGGGAGGAAAGAAUGGGCCUCGGGUGUUGUUGCUGGGGGGUAGAGGUCAUAGUCAUUACUAAUCCAGUUGUUCUGGGCCUGACAGGAUAGGGCUGAGUUCAGCAUCUCAUUUGUCAUUGUUUCUGUGAGAAGCAGAGGUGCCAUCAUCCUGUAGUCCAAGGUGAGAGCCUUCUACCAGCAGCCUCAGCUUCCCAGCCCCCAGGCUAUAAAGAUUCAGCAGGCAGACUGGUUUUGUCCCGUGCUGUUAUUGGAAGCUUUGUCUAGGAAACAGAGGAGAUCUUGUUCCUGCUGGCGCAGACCUAGGGCUCAGUUGCAGUGGUGCUUAGUGCUAUGGGCUGUGUGGUGUGUGUGUGACAUGUAAUAAGCAAUAGCAUGUGAUGUGUGGCAAGCCUCAUUCCAGGCACUAAGCCAUGGUAGGGAUCUUUAAGUUAUGUGCAUCUGUACUGUGUUUGACUUGCCCCUAAGGUGGGGCACUAUGUCUAUGGAAUGGAGCAUUAAAUUAUUAUUCUUCUGUA
Molecule: messenger RNA, 5008 nt
Organism: Gavialis gangeticus (Gharial)
Lineage: Eukaryota; Metazoa; Chordata; Crocodylia; Gavialidae
Gene: RNF123
Product: ring finger protein 123
Exons: 38
Coding region: 56-3982 (1308 amino acids)
Cellular component (GO): cytoplasm
Molecular function (GO): protein binding; ubiquitin-protein transferase activity
Source: RefSeq, a predicted model, not a curated record